CGCUGGAGAAACAUGUAACGGUGCAAGGUACGCCGCACCUUCCCUCCACAGCCCUAACAGAGACUCAAUUCACAAAAAAAACAGACCAACUUCCUUCAGUCAUAUUGAGACACAGGGUGACCGGGGUGGUGGGGAAAGGCCGUGUCCCCCCAUCCUGAUCAAGUCCCCCAACCAUGGACAAACAGGGCCCCGUCAGCCCAGGCAAAUCAAGUGGGCUAAAGCCUCCCACGAAAAUAGCCCGUCCAUCCGCAGUACCAACUAAGACUUCCCCGUCAUCUGGUGCUUCAAAGCCAGUUCCUCCUGAAAAGUCCUCGUCAGGUGUGACCUCUCCAACACAAGAUGUCCACACAGACUUUAAGGUCGGCGACAGAGUCUGGGUGAACGGCAGCAAGCCCGGCUACGUUCAGUUUGUCGGCGGCACGCAGUUUGCUCCCGGACAGUGGGCGGGCAUCGUCCUGGACGAGUCCAUCGGAAAGAACGACGGGUCGGUAGCGGGCGUGCGCUACUUCCAGUGUGAGAAUGGGCGGGGCAUUUUCACACGAUCUUCCAAGCUGUCCAGGACGCCAAUGCCAGAGAAGGAGGCCAACGGAAGGCAGGCCAGCCCGGUACAAGCAGCCCACGCAGCAAGCAAGGCUACACCGGCUGUCGCUGCCCCUAGUGCUCCAGUCACCGGUGUAAAGGCCAGUGGUGUCCUGAACCGUACGGUUAAUUCCACCGAGUCUGUGUCCAAUCUGUCUGACCCCGACUCUCUGAAGAAGGUCAGACAGGAGCUGAGGCUGGGAGACCGCGUUUUGGUUGGUGGAACAAAAGCGGGAGUGGUGCGGUUUCUAGGAGAAACAGACUUCGCAAAGGGAGAGUGGUGUGGCGUGGAGCUGGACGAACCUCUGGGCAAGAAUGACGGAGCUGUAGCUGGGGCCAGGUAUUUUCAGUGCUUGCCCAGGUACGGCCUGUUUGCUCCCGUCCACAAGGUGACACGGAUCGGCUUCCCCUGCACCACGCCCACCAAGGUGAAGAACUCCCUCAGGAGUUCCACUUUCAAGAGGAGUCCGAGCGCGUCCUCCCUCAGCUCCCUCAGCUCGGCCACCUCCUCCAUCAGCGGCAAGCCCAGCCGGGCGGGACUGCUGACAGAAACAUCUGUGCGGUACGCUCGCAAGAUUUCCAGCACCACGGCGCUGCAGGAGGCGCUGAAGGAGAAGCAGCAGCACAUUGAACAGCUGCUGGCAGAGAGGGACCUGGAGAGGUGCGAGGUCGCCAAGGCGACCAGCCGCGCCGGAGAGGUGGUGCAGGAGCUGGCAAUGCUGAGGAAAGGGCGGGAUCAGUACGCACUGGAGAUGGAGGCCAAGCUGGAUCAGUUGCGUUCUAUGGUGGAGGCCGCUGAUCGAGACAAGGUGGAGCUACUCAACCAACUAGAAGAGGAGAAGAGGAAAGUGGAAGACCUGCAGUUUCGCGUAGAGGAGGCAUGCAUCACCAAAGGAGACCUGGAGACGCAGACCAGGCUGGAGCAUGCCCACAUAAAGGAUCUUGAGCAGAGCCUGCUCUUUGAAAAGACCAAAGCUGAAAAACUCCAGAGGGAUUUAGAGGACACUCGGGUUGCCACAGUGUCUGAGCGUUCCAGGAUCAUGGAGCUGGAGAGGGAGGUGGCGGACUUCAAGCUCCGACUGCGGGCGUCCCAGCAGAAGGAGGACGCCGUGUCUCUGUCACAGCAGCAGAUUGGCAGCCUCAACACCCAGGUUAAGUGCCAGGAGAAGCAGAUCAGUGAGCUGAGCGUCGACCUGGAGCGCAAACAGAAGGAGCUUCAGUCUGCGCUGCAAGACAGGACGUCUUUACAGCAGCAGCUGUCCAGUCUGAGAUGCAAGCUGGAGGUUGCUGAGGAGGAGAACAGGGCCAUAGCAAGGACCAUGAAAGAGCUGGAGAAUACCGUGGAGCAGUCAAAGAAGGUCCUCCAAAGCCAAAGCAGAGAAGUGGAGCUGAGGUCCCAGCUGACAAAGACGACGGAGAAGCUGGACAGAACGAACGUGUCCUUAGUGCAGAUGACUAUAGAGAAGAAAGCUCUGGAGUCGCAGCUCGACACUUUGAAACAGCAGAACUCCAAAUACCAGGAGGAGCUGAGCCUGUCGAAGGAGCGCAGCAGCGCCGAGAGCCUGCGGAUUGGCAUCCUCUGCAAGGAAAUUAAGGAGCUGAAGCUGGCCUCCCAGAAGUCUCAGCGCCUGGACGAGCGCAACACAGACCACAACGGUCAACAGCCAGACAUGAAGACCAGAGAAGCUCUUUCAAAUCAAGACAAGAAGGGAGAUCCGGAUCUUCAGAAAUCCACGGGAGCUUUAAUCUCAGACAAAGACAGAGAACUGGAAACUCUGAGGAACGAGAUUGCCGUGCUGCGCGGAGAGAGCGCCAUGGCCAAGACGCUGCAGUCGGCUGUGGAGACGUUGGAGAAGGACAAAGCUCAGCUGCAGAGUCGAGUUUGCACUCUAGAGCAAAGGCUGAUGGGAAGCCAGACCUCAGACGCUGAGGGCCAGGAGGCUCUCCCAUCAGGCGAUCCUGUCGUGCAGCAGCUGAGAGAAGAAAAAGAGUUCGCUGAGGGACAGAUCAACUUCCUGAACAGUGUGAUCGUGGACCUGCAGAGGAAGAACGAGGAGCUGAAGGUCAAGUUGAAGAAGCUGGUCCUGUCGGAGUUCAAUGGAAACGAUGGCACAGACGGGCUUGAGGAAGCGGUACCAAAGCGUAAAAAGAAGUCGGCUCCUCGUCUGUUCUGCGACAUCUGCGACUGCUUCGACCUCCACGACACGGAGGACUGUCCCACGCAGGCGCAGAGCCCCGACUCCAUACCUCACACCGCCUACCACGGCAACCCGGCCGACGAGCGGCCCUACUGCGACAUCUGCGAGGUCUUCGGCCACGCCACCGAGUCGUGUAACGAUGACCAGACCUUCUGAGGCGCGCCGCCCUCCCGCUCCGUCGCCUGAUGCAUUUCUUACGCUCCUGCUCUAAUAAAUCCCUCAGAUUAUUUCCAUAAUGUAUUUUUAUACUGUGUUGAUGCGUAGAGCUGCGAUCGACUCUCCUAACGUAACUUGCUCCUCUGAAAGACGGGGUUCUGAUUGCGAUGCAGAAUGCUCGUCCAAAUACGCUUCGUCGGUGCAAUAUUGAUGUUUUUAUCAAAUGAAAUUAGCUUUCUGCACUCGUGGUUUUUUUUUUACGUUUAGACGUUUUUGUUUUUUUUACUAAGUGAAAGUGAUUUUCCACGUGUCGUUUUUAGGCUUUUGUUUUCGGCAACAAGGUGAUGCAACUUAAUGAAGCUCAGUUGAAACUGAAGGGAAACAAAGGUCUGCACUGUUUUCGUUAACUAAUCAGCAGCACUGCCGCAUGACGCGUAAAAUAAGUGAUUUAUGCUCGGUUUUAUUAGUUAACGUCUUUGUCCGGUUUGAGGGUGAGUCAAUCUGUAAUAAACAGGAUACUUAAGAGCGCAUAAAACACUCCUUAAAACACGUGAGAAAAAACUUUUAUAUAAAAAUAUAUAUAUAUAACAAUAUGAUAAAGUUGAAAUGUGGAUAUUUUGUUUCUAGAGAGCAGCAAUAAUUCAGUGUGAAAAUCUUAAAUAGGAAUAUCUCAUUUUGCAUACAAGAAGACAAUAAUUGGAGCACAAAGGGAAAGUCGCCAACAUUUAUGGAGAAGAGGAAACAAGAUUCAUAAAUUCAUAAGCUGCUGUCAAUUUGGAGGAAUAUCCUUUCGUCUUCUGCACCUUUUGCUUCAUUGUAACCACAAACUUUAAUGUUCUUUAGCGAACCUCUGGCCCUCAGCUUUAUUUAUGCUGAGGCUCAGAAACACAAAUUUUUGUAUCAGAGAAUCUCUUGGACUGGGUUUUAUUUUGGGGCGUCGGAGCGAUUGAGGUUGAGUACAAAACACAAAACUAUUUAUAAAAAUUGGCCUUUUUACAUCUAAACACAAUUUGCUGCAUUUUAUUCUGGGGCAUUAAAGUGAAGAGAUUUGAAUAAAAAUAUAGAUUACUACUUGUUAAUAAAAAACGUCGGUUUUCGUUCCGGACCCUUUUUUUGUUUUUGCUCAAUUUCAUGAAAUCCCAAUAAAAUAUGAUAAGAUUUAUGAUUAUGAUGUUAGAACAUGUGAGAAAUAUGAAUUAAUUUGCAAGACAUCAGCUCACAAAUCAGGCUUUCUAAUGAUGCUCAUCUUGAAACAUUUUCUUAUUCUGGAAAUAUUACAACUUUAUGCGCUAAAUAAACCAUCACAGCAGUUUUUGAUCAAAAUAUCCUCUAUAUAUCCUCUGAGCACAGAUUUAUUAUUUAACCUUUUUUAUUUUUGAAGCUAUGACUUAUUACGAUUUAAAUUAUAUAUUUUUUUAUUAACGGUUGCGUAUUUCUUUUGCGAUGUUACACCGUGUUUAUGAAAACAUACCAACGUUUUAAAACACUUGUAGUUUGACCGAUGUUGACACUGAAUGGUACCUGAUGGAAACGAUGGGUGAUGUUCUGUAGAAAGUAGAUGCAUUUGGGAGGGGAAAAAAAACCUAGAAGACGACGCGACAAAAAAAAAUUAAAAUUCGGGAAAUGGAUCCAAAAUGAAAAUAAGAAGCUUGUGUUUGGCUAUUUUCCAUCAUUACAUCGUGGGAUUUACAGCUGUUCUAGUUGUUGGUAUGAAUUUUUUUUUAUGCUUUACUUUUCUGCGACAGCUUUACGGGGAACUUUUUGUCGGAGCUUGCUUUAAGGUCAAGAUUUCAACCCUCUAGUCCGACACGCGUCUCCUCCUCAGUUUCUUGUCUUCUAAGUCAGGGAUGAACAUAUCUGCGUUUUGGCCUUGCUGUGCGUUGCCGGUGAAAGCGACAGGCGGUUUGAUGAAGUUACGUUUUGUUAUUUGUCUCCUGAUGUUUUGAAAGCCAGCGACCGCUCUUACAGGGAAAUAAGCUAGCACUGAUGAAGUUUAACGCCUGUAGUAGGACUACUGUAGUACAGGAGACUGAUGUGGCGUCCACCCUGGUAUUGCACUCUCCACUUUAAAGAUUUGGUGUUUAAGCAGGCUGUGGUCUGCAGUUGUGACAUUUUUUGUUUUUGUUUUUGGGAAUACUGUUCUCCAAAGCUAAGAGUUGACAUUUUGGUUGUAACGCUUAUUCACUUUCAGAACUGGAAGAAAAAAGACAUUCCGUUCUUCCUAUUGUGAUUAGUAAAUUUUCUUAUUUUGACCUUUUCCUUGAGGCUAUAAUAUGUAACUUAAAAUAUAUAAAUCUGUUUUUUACAUGUUUGUGUGACCAGUGGACUUCUGCGUUGUGUGUGUGUGGUGAUCGGACAAAGCACACAUACCACACAGUCGCUAUGUUCUGACUGUAUGGUAUGAGACAGUUAAUCUGCCAUCUCCUCCAACUUUUUUCUAAGCUAUUGUAGCGAUCUGCAAAAAUGCACAGCUCUUAUUACGCUUAAAGACUAGUGGAACACUUAGCCUUUUUUUUCUCCUAAGCAUACUUUUGUCUUUUUUUAAACUUUGUGUUAUGCCAUGUUUUUAUUCAUUUUCCAGCUGUAAAUAUUGGUGUCAUAAACAAGCUUUAGCUUUGGAGCUCAAUAUUCACUCUGUGCUCUCGCUGAGCUAAGCCAACAAGCUGCCAGCUUGAGCUUUUUGUUGAAGGCUAAACGUGAACAGGCAGAUUUUCUAAAGUGGAAUUUAAUUUCCUUAAAUUAAACUCCUGUAGCAACCACCUUUGGACAUGUUUUGUUCUAAAGCACAAAUUUUUGGAUCAUAUUGAAUCUUCCCGGGUAAAAGUGAUGCAACGAACUGUUGGCACUAGUCUCUGUAAAUACCGAUCAGAGGUCUCCUUCUGACGCAUGUGUACACGGUGCCAUAAAACAGAAACACAGCUUUUAACGUGUGCUGCAUUUUUAUUUUUCUCCCAGUUAAAAAGACUGAAAGUUUAGAGGUUUACACUCCCAGUGGGAAAACGCUUUGCAGGAAACUUUAUGCGUUGUGUACUUUUCAAGUGACGACUCUAAUUGUUGGUGUAAUGUUUUAUAUAUGUAACAUCUGCACAGACAAGUAUUUUACAGACGUGGAUAUGAUGUAAUAUGUCACUGUUUUCUAUGUACUGUAUAUUCCUGAACGGUCCAAUAGAAAUUCUACGACAGGUU
Poeciliopsis prolifica (blackstripe livebearer) is the source of this 6119-nucleotide messenger RNA. RefSeq names its product CAP-GLY domain containing linker protein 1b (gene clip1b). Gene Ontology annotation, biological process: cytoplasmic microtubule organization; positive regulation of microtubule polymerization. Gene Ontology annotation, cellular component: cytoplasm; microtubule plus-end; nucleus. NCBI's taxonomy places the organism in Eukaryota, Metazoa, Chordata, Actinopteri, Cyprinodontiformes, Poeciliidae. Gene Ontology annotation, molecular function: microtubule plus-end binding. The record is from RefSeq and is a predicted model, not a curated record.